This is a messenger RNA of Prunus armeniaca (apricot), 1314 nucleotides long. The record is from the annotation of a GenBank genome assembly. Lineage: Eukaryota; Viridiplantae; Streptophyta; Magnoliopsida; Rosales; Rosaceae.
AUGGCAAGAAAGCAAGGAGAAGUGAUGUGGCCAAGAUUAGUGGCAAACAAGAUUCUACGAAAGCCAUUGGGAAGCAACAACUUUGUGACAGAUUUUCCAGGCAACGACGGUCCGGAUGGUAUAGUGCUGGAAGCGCCAAGUUUUGAUCAACCAUCUUCCAACUCUACGUCCACCAUCUUCAAUCAUCACAAGGACACUAACACACACAAGUACAAGGUUUUUGUUAGUACAUGGAAUAUUGGUGGGGUGGAACCACAACAAGAUAUGAACAUCAAGGAUUGGAUUGACACAUCCUGUGACAUCUAUGUUUUCGGGUUUCAAGAAAUUGUUCCUUUGAAAGCCUCCAAUGUUCUGGGAUCUGAGAAUAGUAGCAUCUGCAUGAAAUGGAACUCCUUGAUCAGAGAAGCUUUGAACAAGAAAACACACUACUACUCCCAAGAAAAUUUGAAGCACGACAAACAUGAUCAUGAUGGAAACCCAAAUAUUAUCGAAAGCAGCAAUAAUCCACGGGAAUUCCACUGUAUCAUAAGUAAGCAAAUGGUGGGGAUAUUAAUAUCUGUUUGGGUUCGAAGUAAUAUUCGUCCCUUUAUUCGGCAUCCAAAUGUCUCUUGCGUUGGCUGUGGCAUCAUGGGAUGCCUUGGAAAUAAGGGUUCUGUCUCAGUCAGAUUUCGGUUGCAUGAAACAAGUUUCUGCUUUGUGUGCACUCAUCUAGCUUCAGGAAGCAGAGAAGGAGAUGAGAAACUGAGAAAUUCUAACGUCGCCGAUAUAUUGUCCCGAACAAGUUUUCCUAGAGGCCUUUUGCUUGAUUUGCCACGAAAGAUCCUAGAUCACGAAAUUUCCCUUCCAGAAGCAACGACGCGAUCAUUAGUGGAGAGAAGAGAAUGGAAUGCCUUACUAAAACACGAUCAGCUGAUGAUGGAGCUGAAAGAGGGUCAAGUACUUGAAGGUUGGCAUGAAGGGGCGAUUCAAUUUGCUCCCACUUACAAAUAUUGUCCAAAUUCUAAUGUAUACUAUGGAUGUCGUCCUGCAAACAGAGGUGAAAAGAGGCGCGCUCCUGCAUGGUGUGAUCGGAUAAUUUGGCGCGGAAAAGGAUUGAAGCAACAUGAAUAUGGUAGAGGUACAUCAAAAUUGUCAGACCACAGGCCUGUGAAGGCAAUAUUUACAGCUGAAGUUGGGGUUUUGCGAACAUUGAAAGGAUACCACAGCUUUUUUCUAUCAGACAGAUUAGACAAAAUUUCAAGCCAGUUACAAGUAUCCUCCGCCGAUGAUUUUCUAUGUAAACCUAGCACCAAAUCAAGAAGCUUCAAAAUUUGA